AUGUAUCGGGCAGCACCUCAUCUGGCAAGUAGCAAGGCCCUCGAAGAGUUGUACAAAAUGGAAGAGAGGCAUUUUCCUCCAGACACCAAACAGGGGUGACAACUCAGGAUGACAAAAACCUGCGAUCCUGCAGAUAAUGAAUUUUCACCAUUUCACAUCCUCUCAAUUUUAACAAUUAUAGGCACUGAAUGCAUCAUUGGUAUCAUUGCAAAUGGGUUCAUCAUGGCUAUAAAUAUAGCUGAAUGUAUUAAAAAUAAGGCAGUUUCCAAAAGCAGGAUCCUGUUUUUCUUGAGUGUAUCCAGAAUACCUCUCCAAAGCUUCAUGAUGAUAGAAAUUACCUUCAGCUCAACAUCCCCACAUUUUUAUAAUGAAGAUGUUAUAUGGUACAAAAUAACUUUCAUGUUCUUAAAUCAUUGUAGCCUCUGGCUUGCUGCCUGGCUCAGCUUCUACUUCGCGAAGAUUGCUGAUUUCUCACCCCUUUUCCUCAAGCUGAAGUGGAGAAUUUCUGGGACAGAUGUCCUGGCUCUGUGGCUAUCAAUGUUUAUUUCCUUAGGCUACAGUGUACUCUUCUCCAGUGACAUCAACACCAUGUAUUGUAACAAUUCUUCUAUCCCCUCUCCCAACUCCACUAAGAAAAAAUACUUCACUGAGACCAAUGUGGUCAACCUGGUUCUUCUCUAUAACCUGGGGAUCUUCAUUCCUGUGAUCAUGUUCAUCUUUGCAGCCACCCUGCUGAUCAUCUCUCUCAAAAGACACACCCUACACAUGGAAAGCAAUGCCACUGGCUCCAGGGACCCCAGCAUGGAGACUCACAUGGGGACCAUCAAAGUUACCAGCUACUUUCUCAUUCUCUACAUUUCCAAUGCAGUUGCUCUAUUUCUUUAUAUGUCCAAUAUCUGUGAUGCCAACAGUUCCUGGAUUAUUUUGUGCAAAUUCAUCAUGGCUGCCUACCCUGCUGGUCACUCCAUUCUGCUGAUUCAGGACAACCCUGGGUUGAGAAGAGCUUGGAAGCAGCUUCAGCCUCAAGUUCAUCUUCACCUAAAAGAGAAGCAGAAUACCACAAAACAAGCCCAACCAGCUCUGCCUCCCCCUCACCUAGACCCCUCUCCUCCCACCUCCUUUCUUCCCCAAACCUGAUCUGAUCCUUCCACCUGAUGUGGUUUUUUAUAUAGAAGGUUAAUCUUCAUUUCUCUUUUGCUUCUUGGGCACAGUCUUAGUGAUGUUUGACACAUUCUUUAC
This is a messenger RNA of Felis catus (domestic cat), 1239 nucleotides long. RefSeq names its product taste 2 receptor member 39 (gene TAS2R39). Gene Ontology annotation, molecular function: G protein-coupled receptor activity; bitter taste receptor activity. The record is from RefSeq and is a predicted model, not a curated record. Gene Ontology annotation, cellular component: membrane. Gene Ontology annotation, biological process: detection of chemical stimulus involved in sensory perception of bitter taste; G protein-coupled receptor signaling pathway; sensory perception of taste. NCBI's taxonomy places the organism in Eukaryota, Metazoa, Chordata, Mammalia, Carnivora, Felidae.